Hyla sarda is the source of this 3027-nucleotide messenger RNA. RefSeq names its product matrilin 2 (gene MATN2). Gene Ontology annotation, molecular function: calcium ion binding. The transcript is spliced from 17 exons. Lineage: Eukaryota; Metazoa; Chordata; Amphibia; Anura; Hylidae. Bases 155 to 2656 code for a protein of 833 amino acids. The record is from RefSeq and is a predicted model, not a curated record.
CUGGCCCCGGUGUGGGGAGGGCGGUGCGGGGAGGGCGGGUCUCCCCCUGUAUGUUCCGGCGGGGGGGGGACAACCUUCCUUCUUGUGGUCAGUGGAUGUGGACUGCUGCGCGGACCGGGCUGUCAGCUGAGUCUCCUUCUCCCAUAGAAUAGAUAUGGGUCUUCCAAGUAUAUGUCUUGUGCUCCCUCUACUCUUUCUGGCUGCAGAGGCCAUACAAAAGCGACAGUCACGAGAACAAACCGAAGCAGAAAAUCAACUAAGAGAAGCCUGCCGCAACAAGCCUCUGGAUCUCGUCUUCAUCAUUGACAGCUCCAGAAGUGUCCGCCCCUAUGACUUUGAAAUCGUAAAAGAAUUUCUCAUCACAAUGUUAAAAUAUCUUGAUAUUGGCCAAGACACAACUAGGGUGGGCUUGAUACAAUAUGGCAGCACAAUAAAAAAUGAAUUCUCUCUGAAAACAUACAAAAAAAAGUCUGACAUUGAACGUGCCGUCAAGAGAAUGAUGCACCUUGCCACAGGCACCAUGACCGGACUGGCCAUUCAAUUUGCCAUGAACAUUGCAUUUUCUGAGGCCGAGGGGGCACGUCCCGCAGACAUGUAUGUGCCCAGAAUUGUCAUGAUAGUGACUGAUGGUCGACCUCAGGAUCCUGUAGCUGAAAUCUCUGCGAAGGCCAGAAAUUCUGGAAUCUUGAUAUUUGCACUUGGAGUUGGCCGAGUGGACAUGCAAACCUUAAAAUCUAUUGGAAGUGAGCCUCACGAUGAACAUGUCUUCUUGGUGGCCAAUUUCAGCCAGAUUGAAACGCUGACGUCUGUGUUCCAGAACAAGCUUUGCGCUCCUCAUCUCUGCUCUACUACCAAACAUGGAUGUGACCACUUUUGUAUCAAUACUCCAGGCUCAUAUUUAUGUAGAUGCAAGCAAGGAUAUGUCUUAAAUCCUGAUGAGAAGACCUGCAGAACUGAGGACUUAUGUGCUACAGAGAAACAUGGAUGUGAACAGAUCUGUGUCAAUACUCUGGGAUCCUAUUUCUGCCAAUGCCAUGAGGCGUAUAAGUUGGCCAGAGAUGGCAAGUCUUGCAUUGUUGUGGAUUAUUGCGCUCUGGGUACCCACGGUUGUCAGCACGAGUGUCUUAAUGCUAACAACUCUUAUGUCUGUCAGUGCCGGCCUGGCUUUAUUCUGAACCCGGAUAAGAAGACUUGUCAGAGACCUGAUUACUGUGCGCUGUCUAAUCCCGGCUGCCAACACCAGUGCGUAAAUACCGACGAUUCCUAUCAUUGUAGAUGUCGCCCCGGAUUCUCACUCAAUGCUGACAAGAAAACUUGCACAAAGAUUAACUACUGCACGCAGGGCGACCAUGGAUGCGAACACGAAUGUGUCACCGGCGACACCUCAUUUGUAUGUAAAUGUCGUAAAGGCUACGCUCUGAAUCGCAACGGGAAAACCUGCAGAAAAGUGGAUCAUUGCUCUGAAUCCAACCAUGGAUGCCAGCAGAUCUGCACAAACACCGAGGAGUCAUAUAAGUGCCAGUGCUACGAAGGAUUUGUAUUGACUGCCGAUAAGAAGACCUGUAGAGCUAUAGACCACUGCGCUGCGAGCGAUCAUGGCUGUGAGCACUUGUGUAUUAACGCAGAAGGGUCUUACAUGUGUCAGUGCUUCGAAGGAUAUUUUCUUCGGGAUGAUAAGAAGUCCUGUCAGAGUAAAGAUGUCUGCAAGACCACAGAGCACGGAUGUGAGCAUCUCUGUGUAAAUAAUGAAGACUCGUACAUCUGCCAAUGCUUUGAAGGAUACAUAGUGGCGGACGAUGGCAAAAAAUGCAAAAAGUGUGGAGAAGGCCCAGUCGACUUGGUGUUCAUCAUCGAUGGAUCCAAAAGCCUUGGAGAAGACAAUUUUGAGCUCGUAAAGCAGUUUGUCAAUGGGAUCCUAGACUCCUUGGAGAUCUCGCAGAAAGCUGCCCGUGUAGGCCUGGUGCAAUACUCCACACACGUCCGCACAGAAUUCACGAUGGCUCAGUACAGCUCAGCCAAGGACAUGAAGAAAGCUGUGUCCUUGAUGAAGUACAUGGGCAGAGGAUCCAUGACUGGACUGGCCCUGAAGCUCAUGUAUGAGAAAAGCUUCUCAGAGGCUCAGGGUGCGCGAAGACGGUCUCUGGGCGUGCCGAGGGUGGCCAUUGUGUUCACUGAUGGACGAGCACAAGAUGAGGUUGCGGACUGGGCCAGCCGGGCUAAGCAAAGUGGCAUCACCAUCUAUGCAGUCGGGGUGGGCAAGGCCAUUGAUGAAGAAUUACGGGAAAUUGCCUCCUCGCCGGAAGAGAAGCACGUUAUUCACGCCGACGACUUCAGCUCCAUGGGAUACAUCACUGAGAAAUUAAAGUCCAGCAUCUGCGAUGGUUGGAGCAAUUGGAAAACGACUACCGACCUCUCCAACCAAGAAUUUACCUCCGAACUAAAAGGAGAGAACAGUGAGAUCACAGUGUCCUGUUCAAUGUCUGCUGUCAAGUUCACAACUCAAGCAGAAGAAAAAGGCAACGAGGAACAAUGCCAGUGUAAGAAUAUUAUGGAGUUUCAAUAUAAUUCAAAUGAAGAAGUCAGACGACUAACUCAACAAUUAGAGCAGAUCACACGACGGAUGCAGGAACUGGAGAAUCGCGUGGGGCAAAGAUAGCAGAUCGGACACGGACUGCGCAGAGGAUAUAACCAUCAGUUCUUCUUUAGUAAGAAGCAAACCGAGCGAUCGACCGGCUGGACAUCAGCAAUAUGUAUAAAGAACAGAAAUGCCUUAUUUAUAUUGUUUGACAACCGCAUGUAUGAAUACAGAGUAUAUAUAUACAUAGACAGAGCAUUUGUGUCAGUUAUCUGAGGACUUUAAGUGUAAAAAUUCUUUUGGAAACAAAACAAGAAAAAUUAAAAAAAAAAAAUUAAAAAUAAAAGAGCGGAGGACCAAGUCUAGUUUUGUACUUUCAAGAUUUUAAGCUCAAAGUCAAAUUGUUUUACACAAUAUAAAUAAUAAAUGGUAAAGUAUUUGUAAUAAGCGUG